This is a messenger RNA of Phaeodactylum tricornutum CCAP 1055/1, 1775 nucleotides long. RefSeq lists its product with no specific name. The transcript is spliced from 2 exons. Lineage: Eukaryota; Bacillariophyta; Bacillariophyceae; Surirellales; Neidiaceae. The coding region runs from base 79 to 1575 and encodes 498 amino acids. The record is from RefSeq and is a predicted model, not a curated record.
CUAGAGUUCAAUUCCUCCAGUCAAGCAUCGUUCACGGUCAAUUCUUACAGUAGCUGAGCUAUCACCAAAACUAUCGUAAUGUUAGUCAUGAAGAUAGCUCUAGGAUCUCUCCUGCUUCUCGGCGUUUCCGUGUCGAAUGCAGCUGAAACGGUGUUCAGCGUACACGGUUCCGGCACCACCAACCCGUCCAAGUGUUACUGGGCCGUGAUGGAAAGGAUGAGGGCUCAGUCCAAGCUUCCCAUUCAUUUGACCUACCGCGCUGUCGGGAGCACUACGGGCCAGCUAGAAUUUGUUAACGACCUUCAAAACAGUUCAGUUGCGGAUUUUGGAAGCGGAGACUUGCCGAUGGAUGCCGAUCGUUUCAGCCAACUCAACGACGUUGGCAUCGAAAUGAUUCACCUACCCGUGCUUCUGGGUGCCGUCAGUUUCUUUCAUUCGGUCCCUGGCGUGGAGAAACUGAAUCUAACGUCUUGCCUGUUGGCGCGGAUCUUUUCUCGCGAUAUCACCAGCUGGGAUGAUCCCGAUAUUUUGCUCAAAAAUCCGGCCUUGCAGACGUCUCCCACUGGUUUAGACAUUACAGUGGUUCAUCGUGUGAAAGGAAGCAGCAGUACGGACGGCGUUACCAAUUAUUUGCACGAUGCAUGCGGUGAUAUCUGGCCUGCGGACAAGGUUGGAGCCACCAUUACCUGGGAUGAAGAAACUCUCGGCUGUGAAGGCUCCGGCGGCGUCACAGAAUGUAUCAACGAGAAUGAAGGGGCUAUCGGCUACAUCGAUGCCGGGCACGGCAUUAAUGCGGACUUGUCGGAAAUCGAGCUGGAAAAUCGGGACGGCUUCCUUUUAAGCUCCGAGGAGGCCAAUGCGAAUGGAGGCAUUGCGGCGGCAGAAGGGAAUGUUUUUCCUUUGUCAUUUGAUGAAGAUUUCAGCGAUGUUUCUCUUCUUAACCAGCCUGGCGAAUUCACCUGGCCGAUCGUGCUUGCUACUUAUAUCUACGUUCGUAAGGAGUUGACUUCGAUCGAAGACCCCAACGAGAAGACUUUGCUGAAGGCCUUUUUGAGAGCUCUCUACACGGAGGAGUUCAACGAAGUCUGCGUGGAAGACUUCGGAUUUACACUUCCCACCGAAACAAUUCGCGAGCGUGCACUUUCCGCAAUCGACACUCUUCUGGAGGCGGAUGGCGCCGGAACACCCUGGACUUUUGAACAGGACACAGAAGCUAUUAUUGGUGCCGCGGAUUUUGUGAUCUCCAGCAAGCGUGACUCGAUUUUGGAUAUUCAACUGCAGGAAGUUCGAGGUGACGCAGUUGAGUUGGAAGAAAUGCUCCGUAAGCUCAAUACUGAGCUGGCUACGGCGCGAUCCGAGACUGAAUCUUUGCGCGAGCGCCUCGCGGAGGCAGAGGGCGAGGUAACUCAAGUGAAAGUUGACAUGGUUAGUAGUCAGGCCGAAUAUGGCGGCGGGGAUUUUACGGAAAGCGAUGAACAGCAGCUCAGAGCAGCUUUGGUUUUGAGCUCGUUGAGCUUUGUUUUCUGGAUGGCGUGGUUCGUCAUGCGUGCAUUUGGUUGGAUCACUAAAUCCUGAGGCGGUAAACAGUACUGAGGGUGACUGAAAGGAUUAUACCAUGGUGGCGACACCCGGGACUCUUUCACUGUCGUCAAAAAGAGUAUUGUCUGGUUGUGUAAAAUGAAGCAGCAGAUUUGGCUGAAGGACUUGCAGGGUGACACUUUCCGAUUAAAAGUGCUGCAAUGAUAAAGUUAAACAAAAUGUGAUGCUGUUACUAC